Octodon degus (degu) is the source of this 4689-nucleotide messenger RNA. RefSeq names its product relaxin/insulin like family peptide receptor 1 (gene Rxfp1). Gene Ontology annotation, molecular function: protein binding; G protein-coupled receptor activity. Gene Ontology annotation, cellular component: membrane. Gene Ontology annotation, biological process: G protein-coupled receptor signaling pathway. The transcript is spliced from 20 exons. The record is from RefSeq and is a predicted model, not a curated record. Lineage: Eukaryota; Metazoa; Chordata; Mammalia; Rodentia; Octodontidae.
UAGUGAGACUGAGACAGUGAAGGUGAACUCAGGAGGGGAGAUCCUGAGGAGGGCAGAGAGAGAGAGAGAGAGAGAGAGAGAGAGAGAGAGAGAGAGAGAGAGAGAGAGAGAGAGAGAGAGAGAGAGAGAGAGAGAGAGAGAGAGAGAGAGAGAGAGAGCGCUGCUUUAUAGCUGCUAAGAUUUCAGGCAGAAAUAGCAGCCAGCCACUGUGAGCUGCAUCCGACUCAGAAACCAAAACCAAAUUUUACUCACUUUCCUUAAUCAGUCGGCCAGAAAGAAGGAAAUGGCAUCUGGUCCUGUCUUCUUCUACAUCCUGAUGAUCGGAAAGUAUUUCUCCCGCGGGCACACACAGGAGGCCAAGUGUCCCCUGGGCUUCUUCCCCUGCGGCAAUGUCACCAAGUGUCUGCCUCAGCAGCUGCACUGCAAUGGGGCGGAUGACUGCGGGAACCAGGCCGAUGAGGAGAACUGCGGAGACAACAAUGGAUGGUCUCUGCAACUUGACAAAUAUUUUGCCAGUUAUUACCAAAUGAGUUCCCCGUAUCCCUUCGACAUGGAAACAUCCGAAUGCUUGGUUGGCUCAGUGCCCAGGCAUUGUUGGUGCGGUGGUCUAGCCCUUGACUGUGACGAAGCCAGUUUACGAGCUGUCCCAUCAGUUUCUUCAAAUGUGACUCUGAUGUCACUUCAGUGGAACUUCAUAAGAAAACUGCCUCCCAAUGCCUUCAAGAAGUACCAUGAUCUUCAGAAGCUGUACCUGCAAAACAACCAGAUUCGGUCUGUGUCCACCUUUGCUUUCCGAGGACUGUACAACCUUAAUAAACUGUAUCUCAGUCAUAACAGAAUAACCUUCCUGAAGCCGGGUGUUUUCGAAGAUCUCCACAGACUCGAGUGGCUGAUAAUUGAAGAUAAUCACCUCAGUCGAAUUUCCCCACUAACGUUUUAUGGCCUAAAUUCUCUUAUUCUCUUGGUGCUGAUGAACAAUGUCCUCACCCAUCUGCCUGAUAAACCUCUCUGUCAGCACAUGCCCAGGCUACACUGGCUGGACCUUGAAGGCAACCGUAUCCAUAACUUAAGAAACCUGACUUUUAUUUCCUGCGGUAAUUUGACUGUUUUGGUACUGAGAAAAAACAAAAUCGACCACUUAAAUGAAAACACUUUUGCGCAUCUCCAGAAACUAGAUGAAUUGGAUUUAGGAAGUAAUAAGAUUGAAAAUCUUCCACCGCGUAUAUUUAAGGAUCUGAAGGAGCUGUCACAAUUGAACAUUUCCUACAAUCCAAUCCGGAAAAUUCAAGCAAAUCAGUUUGAUUGUCUUGUCAAGCUAAAGUCUCUCAGCCUAGAAGGAAUUGAAAUUGCAAAUAUCCAGCAAAGGAUGUUCAACCCUCUGGGGAAUCUCUCGCACAUAGGAACCCUGGAGGAAGGUGGCCGUCCUCAGCAAACCACAGGGCAGGACCCCAGAGGCUGCCACAUCUUGGGCAGCUGUGUUUCAGGCUCCAGCCUCCAGACCUGUGAGGAAUGCCUGUCUGUGGCUUAUGCCAUCAGCCAGGGAUUCCCUUCCAACAGCCCAAACAGGUUCAGCGCCGACUGCCUCAUGGGCGUGUACUUGUUCGUCAUCGGAGCCCUAGACCUCAGGUUCCGCGGACAGUACAACCAGCACGCCCAGCUGUGGACCGAGAGCACGCACUGCCAGCUCGUGGGCUCUGUCGCCGUCCUGUCCACAGAGGUUUCCGUCCUGCUUUUGACGUUUCUGACUUUGGAAAAAUACAUCUGCGUCGUGUAUCCUUUCAGGUGUUUGAGACCUCGCAAGUGCAGAACCGUUACAGUUCUGAUCCUCAUUUGGAUUGCUGGGUUCGUGGUGGCUUUCACGCCCCUCAGCAAUAAGGACGUUUUCAAGAACUACUAUGGCGCCAACGGCGUGUGCUUCCCUCUGCAUUCAGAGGGCGCAGAGAGCACUGGGGCCCAGAUUUACUCCGUGGCAAUUUUUCUUGGUGUGAACUUGGCGGCGUUUGUCAUCAUUGUGUUUGCCUACGGGAGCAUGUUUUACAGUGUUCAUCGGAGCCCUGGGACAGCAACUGAAAUACGGAAUCAAGUUAAAAAGGAGCUGAUCCUUGCCAAGCGGUUCUUCUUUAUUGUAUUUACCGAUGCAUUAUGCUGGAUACCUAUUUUUGUACUAAAGUUUCUUUCACUGCUUCACGUAGAAAUACCAGGUAUAGCCUUUGUUUCUUUCUGUAAAGAAAUACUUUGCUUGCACAGAAUCUUCUAAGAANNNAUCCACCAGUUUUGGUACAACUACAGACAAAGAAGGUCUAUUGACAGCAAAGGAAGUCAGAAGGCUUUCCCUCCAUCGUUCAUAUGGGUAGAGAUGUGGCCACUGCAAGAGAUGACACCAGAGUUCAUGAAGCCGGCUGCCUUCACUGAUCCCUGUGAAAUGUCACUAAUUUCUCAAACAACUCGACUCAAUUCCUAUUCAUAGUUGAUCAAAAGCCCAUGGCUUUACAGAGAACACUGUGGGUUACUCCAAGAGGGAUUUCUGGGUAUGAAAUGAAUGCCAUAAAUUAAUGGCUUAUGGCUAAGUCAAAUUAGAUUACAGGGACAUAAAGAAAAAUGGUUAAAGCUUAUAAAAAGGAAAGUAAUUAUAAUCAUAAUGUGUAUAUAUAAGUGUAAUUUACAUAGGAAAUGAAGAGAAAUUCACUACAGAGAAAUUAAUUCAUUAUUCUGUCUUUCACUUAUGCAGCACCCACUUUACACAUUUCUACAUAGUAGAUCAGCAAAAAUAGGUGGUAUAAAACCUUCUAUCUGUAAAUUGUGCUAACUAUAAGAGACAACACAGAGCUUAUCAUUGCCUGUCUUACAGGCAAGUUCCAUGUGGCACGCACAUCAGAGAAAAUAUGAUUGCAAAAUACAAAUAUUCUGUUUUAAGAAUUCUUAUUUCUUCAAGUCUCCAUACACUUGAAAGCCAAUUCAACAUAUUUAUUCUUAUGAAGAAAUGACAUUUUCUAUAAGUCCUGAACAGCACCUUUCUUGUCACUUCCUGACCAGUUCUGUCUGUGCUUUGCAUCAUGCUGCAGAAUCAGAACAGAGCUGCUGCAGAGGAGCAAAGCAAAAACAUUCGCAUGAAGGCGAGCACUGAGACCAACAGGAGAGAGCCGAGCCCCAGAAUAAAGCGCCUCGUGUUUCAGUCCAUCAGUUUUGGGCAAGAGCACCAAGAUCACGGUGCUUUUAACAAAUGAUGCUGGGGCACGAGAAUGUUCACAAACAAAAGAAAAAAAUGGACCCAACCUUCACCUCAUCUACAAAACUCAACUUAAAUCAGCAAUUUAAGAAUCAAAAUAAAAAAAUUCUUAAAAGAAAACAUAAUGGCAAACUUCAAAACAUUGGAUUUGCCAAUAAAACCAUAGAUCUGAGAACAAAAGCAUGAGCAAAAACAAAAAAAAGAAAGAAAUUAAGUAAAUUGGAUUUCUUCUAAAUUCUGUGCAUCAAAGAAAAUAAAAGAAUAGCCUACAAGAAUAUAAGAAAUAAUACAAAUCAUAUCUCUGAAAAAGGCUUAACAUCCAUUAUAUACAAAGAACUCCUACAACUGAACAAGUUUUAAAUAGACAAAAGACUUGCAUUAACAUUUAUUGAAAGAAGUUAAACACAUAGACAAUAAUCACAUAGAAAUGUGCCCCACAUAACCAGUCAUUCUUGAAAUUAAGUUAAAACCACUAUGUGAAAUCACUUCUCAAAUGGUUGGGGAAUUAUUAUUAACAAAUAAAUGCUGGAGAGGAUUUGAAGACAUUAAAGGCCUUGUACAAUGCUAGAGGGGAUGUAAAAUGGUGUAGCCACAUAGAGAAGUUUGACAGUUCUUCAAAACUUUAAAAAUAUAACUACCACAUGACCUAGUGUAUUAUGUCUGUCACUUUCUCAUCAUAAAGACAAAAAUUUGACACCCAGAAUUAACGGAGAGGUCUUUGGGGCUCACAGUUCCAGAUGGCUUGGUCCAGUUAGCUGGCUCCAGAAUCAGCAAGAGGGAAGGAAGCACUGGGAGCAGAAGCCGCUCAACCCAUGCAGCUGGAAAGGAGAGACGGGGGAGAUCCCAGGCUGAGCACACGGCCUUCUAGGUCAGGCUCCCUGACCUGGCUUACUGCCUCCUUGCAGAUCAAGCAAUGAGUUCGCUGAUGGAUUCAUCCACUAAGUAGUGUAGGGACCCUGUGAUCCAAUCAAUGUCCAAAGGCUCCACCUCUGAGCAGGAGACUUUUGGGAAACAUUCUGACCUAAACCACAAAACCUAGAGCCCCAAUCCUAGAAACCCAAAGGAACUGAGAAGGAUUUAGACAUACUUUUAUGAAAGUGUUUGUUGUAGCAUUAUUCAUAAUAAAAGAGGAGAACAACUCAAAUGCCCUGAUGAAUAAACAAAACAUGAUAUAUAAUAUAUAUAUUAUUAAAAGAAAUUAAGUUCUGAAAAAUGCUACUACAUGAAAAUGUGAUACAAGCUAAACAUACAAGAGAAAAUACUGUAGAAUUCCACAUAUGUGACAAAUCUAAACUAAACAGAUUCAUAAAGUUAGAAAGAUUACAGAUUAUUAGAUGGAACAGUGGCUGAGAAGAUAACAUUCUAUCAGAUGAUAAUUAUAGGUUUUUAAAGUUGUCAAAAAAGUAAUCUUAAAAGUGAAAAAUAGAAUGCUGUACAGACACUAGUACAUUAGUUUUGGAUGA